Molecule: messenger RNA, 1492 nt
Organism: Limulus polyphemus (Atlantic horseshoe crab)
Lineage: Eukaryota; Metazoa; Arthropoda; Merostomata; Xiphosura; Limulidae
Product: voltage-dependent anion-selective channel protein 2-like
Exons: 9
Coding region: 288-1136 (282 amino acids)
Biological process (GO): monoatomic anion transmembrane transport
Cellular component (GO): mitochondrial outer membrane
Molecular function (GO): voltage-gated monoatomic anion channel activity
Source: RefSeq, a predicted model, not a curated record
AAUACUAUUAUUGAUAAUAUUAAUAAUGCUAGUUAUGGUGUAGUACCUACCUGUUUACAGGUUGCUGAUAGAGCGCUGCAACUGAUAGUUUAUUAUGUUUUACUUCAAUAUCAGUAUUCGUACUACUGCUCUCACUGUUUCAUUGGGAAAGUCGGGGAUUUAGGGAUGGAGGCCUAAGGAUGUAAAAAGGAUAGAGUUUUACUUUUAGAUUGUAGGUUGAGGUGCGAGGUAUAGUGUCAAGGGGUGUUGUGAACAUGGCCAGAGAGCAAGAUUGUCAGUGUUGAAAUAUGGUCCCUCCUUGCUAUGCUGAUUUAGGAAAAACAGCCCGUGAUGUGUUUAACAAAAAUUAUAAUUUUGGUUUAUUGAAGCUGGAAUGUAAAACCAAAACUGAAAAUGGUGUUGAGUUCACAGCAAGUGGGACUUCUAAUAGCGAUACUGGACGAGUUCAGGGAUCACUUGAAACUAAAUACAAAAUUAGUGAUUAUGGGUUUACCUUGAAAGAGAAGUGGAAUACAGACAAUACACUAGCAACAGAAUUAUCUAUUGAAGAUCAGCUAGUUAAGGGUUUAAAGCUUGGGUUUGAUGGAGUUUUUGUGCCUCAUUCAGGAAAGAAGACAGGGACUCUGAAAACAGCAUACAAGUUAAAAAAUUUUCAUCUAAAUACUGACAUAGAUCUGGAUCUAUUGGGAAUUGUCUUUCAUUGUGCAGGGGUCUUACAUUGUCAUGGUUGGUUGGCUGGUUAUCAGAUGUCUUUUGAUACAACAAAAAGUAUGCUAACCAGAAACAACUUUUCAGUGGGAUACUCAGCCUCUGACUUCACUCUUCACACAAAUGUUAAUGACGGACAGGAGUUUGGAGGUUCUGUCUAUCAGAAAAUAAGUGAUAAACUAGAUACAGCUAUCCAGUUGGCCUGGACUGCUGGCAACAAUGUCUCUCGUUUUGGUAUAGGCUUUACGUACAAAAUAGAUGGCAACACAACUUUCAGGGGUAAAGUGAACAACUCCAGUCAACUGGGAUUAGGCUGUACUCACAAGAUGAGAGAUGGUGUACAACUCACCUUAUCUUGUUUAAUUGAUGGAAAAAACCUAAGUUCUGGAGGUCACAAACUUGGAUUAGGGCUAGACUUGGAAGCAUAGUGCUUGCUUCUUCAAAAUCAUAUUUUCAAGAAUGGUGCUUCAUUUAUGUCAUGCAUUUGAUCAGUUUUUUUUUAAAAGCUGAAGGUGGUAGCUGACCUUGAAUAACUUACACCAUUAUAUUUAUUCACUGUACAAUACUGUUUAAAAAAAAAAAGAUAUUUAAAAGCUUCGAAAUUAUCACUAGUUUUAUACUGCCAUACUGUGAAAUUUGUAUUUAAUAAGGAAUAUUUAAAAAAGUAGACAUUUGUGUAUAAUUAAUAUAAUAUACCAAAAAUUUUCCUUACUAAGCUGUUAACUUGAAAUGUUUAUCACUACUGUAUGUUCCUAUGCUGGAAAUAUAAAAAUAUCAAAACUUG